Phaethon lepturus (White-tailed tropicbird) is the source of this 1488-nucleotide messenger RNA. RefSeq names its product selenoprotein N, 1 (gene SELENON). NCBI's taxonomy places the organism in Eukaryota, Metazoa, Chordata, Aves, Phaethontiformes, Phaethontidae. The annotation marks the transcript as partial. Gene Ontology annotation, cellular component: endoplasmic reticulum membrane. The record is from RefSeq and is a predicted model, not a curated record. The transcript is spliced from 11 exons. Gene Ontology annotation, biological process: calcium ion homeostasis; skeletal muscle fiber development.
GAGCUGGCACUGAAGUCUUUGGGAAGUGAGGGGCUGUUUCUCUUUUCUUCUCUGGACACAAACAACGAUCUGUACCUCAGUCCAGAAGAGUUCAAGCCAAUAGCUGAGAAGCUGACAGGGGUUGCUCCCAUUUCAGAGUUUGAAGAGGAGGAGACGCCUGAUCCAAGCGGGGAGACGUUGUCCGUCGUGGCUAAAUUCCAGCCUUUGGUCAUGGAAACGAUGACAAAGAGCAAAGACGGUUUCUUGGGAAUUUCUCAUGUUGCUCUGUCUGGGCUGAGGAAUUGGACUGCCCCAGUGGCCCCUAGGAGUGUGAUGCUUGCCAGGCAGUUUAAAGCCUUUCUUCCUCCAAAGAAUAAACUGGAUCUUGGGGAUCCGUGGUGGAUAAUUCCUAGUGAAUUGAACAUCUUCACUGGGUAUCUUUCCAACAACAGAUUUUACCCUCCUCCUCCCAAGGGCAAAGAGAUCAUAAUCCACAGGCUUUUGAGCAUGUUCCACCCACGCCCCUUUGUCAAAACCCGCUUUGCUCCGCAGGGAGCUGUGGCCUGCAUCCAAGCCAUCAGCACUUUCUACUACACCAUAGCGUUCAGGAUCCACGCUGAGUUCCAACUGAACGAGCCACCAGACUUCCCCUUCUGGUUUUCCCCAGGCCAGUUCACAGGUCACAUCAUCCUCUCCAAGGAUUCUUCCCAUGUCCGCGAGUUUAAGCUCUUUGUCCCUAACAACAGGUCUCUGAACGUUGAUAUGGAGUGGCUGUAUGGGGCGAGUGAAAGCAGCAACAUGGAAGUGGAUAUCGGUUACCUGCCUCAGAUGGAGCUGGAAUCGACAGGGCCUUCAAUCCCCUCUGUGAUCCAUGACGAGAACGGAAAUGUGAUUGACAGCAGGGAUCCCUCAGGGGAGCCCAUUCAGUUUGUGUUCGAAGAGAUAACCUGGCAGCAGGAAAUCCCCUGGGAAGAGGCAGCCCAGAAGCUGGAAGUGGCCAUGUAUCCAUUCAAGAAGGUCUCCUAUCUUCCCUUCACACAAGCUUUUGAGAGAGCAAAAGCAGAAAAGAAGCUGGUGCACUCAAUCCUGCUGUGGGGUGCCCUGGAUGACCAGUCCUGCUGAGGUUCGGGGCGAACUCUCCGGGAGACCGUCCUGGAAAGUUCGCCCAUCCUUGCCUUGCUGAAUGAGAGCUUCAUUAGCAGCUGGUCACUGGUGAAGGAGCUGGAAGAGCUGCAGACCAACAGAGAGAAUGAGUUCUACAGCAAGCUGGCUGACCUGCAUCUGGAGAAAUACAACUUCCCUGUGGAGAUGAUCAUCUGCCUCCCCAACGGCACGGUGGUUCACCAUAUCAAUGCCAACUACUUCCUGGACAUUACUUCUAUGAAGCCUGAAGAUGUUGAAAGUACCAUCUUCAGUUUUUCAACCAAUUUUGAAGACCCUUCUACUGCAACUUACCUCCAGUUCUUGAAGGAGGGACUGCAAAGAGCAAAACCAUACCUGCAGACCUAA